CGGAUACCAGUUAAGAAAAAAUGGAGGCGGUAGCAAGUUAUGAUUUCAAUGCGUCAGAACCUGACGAACUUAGCUUUAAGAAAGGCGAUGUGUUGAAGAUUUUAAACAUGGAUGAUACCAACUGGUACAAAUCCGAAGUUAAUGGGAAAACUGGAUUUGUGCCAUCACCAUACAUCACCUUAGUACCAAGUCCAUGGUAUGUUGGUAAGAUAGAGAGGCACGAGGCAGAACAGAAACUCUUGGAAACGACGGCAGGCGGAAAAUACAAACAUCCUGAUGGAGCAUUUCUUGUCAGGAACAGCCAAACUGACCCCGAUGGAAUGUCGCUAUCUGUCAAACAAGGUACUGGAGUACAACACUUUAAAAUCCUUCGCGAUGCACAAGGGAAGUACUUCCUGUGGACAGUGAAGUUUGAUUCAAUCCACAAACUAAUAGAGUACCACCGGCACAACAACGUCACGCGAGACCAGUCAACAAUUAUCUUCCUCAGAGACAUGGGCACCGGGGCUCCAGCACAGGGAGGAGACUCUCUUUUCAAAGCCCGAUGUUUAUUUGACUUCAACCCAAGUGACCCUGAAGAGUUAGCAUUCCGUAAAGGAGACAUUCUCAAUAUUCUCGACCAAAACGACGUCAACUGGUGGAAGGCUGAACUGAACGGCAGAACAGGUCUCGUACCAAAAACAUACAUCGAAGAAAUGUAACGUCCCUCUCCUUCUGGAACUUUCAUCAACUGUUUCUCGCAUUCCACCCGAACAAGCAAAAGAUUUAUAUUUUCCAGCAGUUUUAAGAUUAACUAUGACUUUAGAAAAUUGUAUAUCUUGCUAGGAUUUCAUUUUGUUGGGCAGAUGUCUAGGAUCAUUGAGUGUUAUUGAUUUUGGAAACAUUUCAUUUUGUACAGACAAGAGUUCUGCUGGGCAGAGCCUUGAGAGAGAGAGAGAGAGAGAGCUGGUGUGUUAGGGGGAAAUAUGUUUUUGUUUUUAAAAGGGUAGGAUCACAAGUGAAAUGCCCUGAAAAUAUGGUAUUUAAUGGACGAAUACAAUUAAUUGACUUGUUUUUAAUGAAUUGGGGUGAGGGUGAAUGUAAUAUCCGAGUUAAAUAGGUGUUUAUAGGACAGACUGCCUAUGUAUUGUGCAUGAUAGUAUACUUUGGAAUGUUGUAGGUGCCCUUUUUAAAAAAGUUGCUCCUCUUCCUUAGGAAAAUAGCAUUCAUCCAUCCUUGGAGCUUUAUAAAUAAUUAUUGAACAUGGUAACCUGCUUUAGAAGAUAGUAUUAGAAUAAAUUAUAAGAUCUAUGGGAAAUGUGCUACAUUUUCUCAAGUGUAAGGAAUAGGUGGUUGCCGUGACAUCACCUGGUAGGUGCAGUCGAUUAUCACGUCUCUGCCAUGACCUGAUUUGUAUUUCCCCAAGACACAAAAAAGGAAGGAGAGAGAGAGAGAGAGAGUACAUUUUCCAUCACCAAAGGCAUCAAUAGUUUUUCUUGGAUCUAAAUUGUUUUUAUGUUUAUCAUUGAGUGUUAGGUCCAACAUUCAUGUUUACAGCACAUGAACAAAAGGACAUCAGUAGUACCUUACAAUGUGACAUGCAUGUAUAUAAGACAACAUGGUAAUAUAUACAUAUAGCAACAGGUUGUUAUUAUCACAUUUGACCAACACUAACAAGAAUGAUGAGUUACAGACAGCUUAGUGUGUAGUUUUAACUGUAAAUUUAAUUGUGUUGAUAAUUUGUAUUUUUUGGAAUAUUCUAGGGUAAGAAAUAUAUCUUCAUAUUCAAAGUUUAUUUUUUCCAUGUCCAUACUUGCCCUUCUUUAUUAAGUUUUUGCAAUAUAAAACUUUCCAUCUGUAAAUGAGGUCUGAUUUUUAAUAAAAGUUUUUAUUAUUAUUAUUUAUUUAGGGGUGUGUGAUUUGGUGGGGGGUUUUAUGGGAUGUCCUUAAUACCUAUUUACUAUUUCUAGCCAUCCUUUUGAAAUUUAUGGAGCAAAACAAUUUACAUUUUAUCUUUUCUUCUUUUAUUUUUUUCGUUUUUGUUUUUGUAAAAUAAUAUUUGUCAUUAUUAAUAUUUUUAUAUUGUAAGAUUGAAAAUGUGAUAAUCAAAAUUUUCAACGAUGUCUUUUUAUAAUAUUAAUGUGUAUACCAGUUUUCUAAAUUGUGCCAUUCUCCCUUGCAUGUUAGUGCUUCCACAUAUUAAGAUUUACCAGACUUUGUAGGUGACCACAUGGGCCUGUGCUUAUAACACUUUUAGAGUCUAGACUCGUAUCUUUAAUGACUUCACAGGGGUUGAAAUUGUCCGACAUUCCUGCCAGAUAUUUGGUCUGGUAAUCUACAUAUUCCGCCGGCACGAAUCAAAACCUGUCGGACCAAAUAAUUGCCAGUCCAAUGUUGACUUGCAAAAACGGUUUAGGACAGUUGUAUUUCGAUCCCUGCAUAACAUGCAUGUAGUCAGUGUGUACUGAUGUUUAAGUCUCAAGAUGUUAGAGACUGGAGUCUGAAACUGUAAGAGUUUAUAGGGGCGGGACUAGCCCAGUGGUAAAGCUCUCAUUUGAUGCUCAGUCAGUCUAGGAUCGAUCCCCGUUGGUGGACCCAUUGGGCUAAUUCUUGUUCCAGCCAGUGCACCACGACUGGUAUAUCAAA
Messenger RNA from Gigantopelta aegis, 2625 nucleotides. Its product is annotated as growth factor receptor-bound protein 2-like. The transcript is spliced from 5 exons. The coding region runs from base 21 to 701 and encodes 226 amino acids. Gene Ontology annotation, molecular function: protein binding. Lineage: Eukaryota; Metazoa; Mollusca; Gastropoda; Neomphalida; Peltospiridae. The record is from RefSeq and is a predicted model, not a curated record.